Ipomoea nil (Japanese morning glory) is the source of this 672-nucleotide messenger RNA. Its product is annotated as heterogeneous nuclear ribonucleoprotein 1-like. The coding region runs from base 1 to 672 and encodes 223 amino acids. Lineage: Eukaryota; Viridiplantae; Streptophyta; Magnoliopsida; Solanales; Convolvulaceae. Gene Ontology annotation, molecular function: RNA binding. The record is from RefSeq and is a predicted model, not a curated record. The transcript is spliced from 3 exons.
AUGGAGCAACAAAUUAAGCCUUUCGUAGGAGGACUGUCUCAUGACACUAACGAACAAACCCUAAGGGAUUACUUUAGUAAAUAUGGAGAGAUCAAAAGCUCUAAGACCAUUAGAAACAGAAUCACUGGUUCGGGCAGAGGUUUUGGUUUUAUCGUGUUCCCAGACAGCUCUCUUGUUGAACAUGUCUUGAGUGAUACCCAUGUCAUCCUCGAAAAAAAGGUGGAAGUGAAGGUGGCUAAACCCAAGGGUUCGAGAGAAGCUGUGUUGGAGACUCGUGUUAAGAAGAUUUUUGUAGGGGGUAUACCGCCAGACUCCACAAAUGAGGAAUUGAAGGAACAUUUGGAGAAAUAUGGUACUGUGGAACAUGCCGAGAUUAGACGUCCGAUGGGGUUUGGGUUUGUCACCUUUGAAUCCAAGGAAGCUGCGAAAACUGCACUGAGAAACCGUUUCCAGCAUAUGAAGAAUAAGACGGUGGAGGUCAAGGUUGCAAAGGUUAAGCCAAAAGUUUGCCUGAAUAAUGAAGAACAAAAUGGCAAUGUGGCUGAGGAAAUUGAUGAAAUACAAGAUGAAAUUGACGGCGAAAGUGUUACUAAUGGUGAAGUGCAAACCCAAGAUGAAAUUGAUGGGAAAAUUCUUACCGAGGCUGCUAUAAGCGCUGGUGAUUCCUUUUAA